AUGAAGUGUAUUGCGAGCACGGCCGACGAGAAGGACACGGCGGCCGAACGAUCCGAUGAACCGUUUCAGCGAGGAAGUCUGCUGCUGCUGCAGCAGCGCGGGGGUGACAAGAGGCUUGAGCAUAAUCCUGGCUGGCUGAACCGACAGCAGCUCCUGAGCGCUAGCGAAAAACCAAUUGUGACAGAACCGAUUGUGAAAGUGAAUGAAUUCAUCUUCAAGCCGGCCGCUGGAGAAUAA
Messenger RNA from Penicillium diatomitis, 237 nucleotides. RefSeq lists its product as uncharacterized. NCBI's taxonomy places the organism in Eukaryota, Fungi, Ascomycota, Eurotiomycetes, Eurotiales, Aspergillaceae. The transcript is spliced from 2 exons. Bases 1 to 237 code for a protein of 78 amino acids. The record is from RefSeq and is a predicted model, not a curated record.